CAGAAAACUUCCUAUCUUAAGUCAAAAGUUAAGAUAAGACGAGUGGAGAUAAGAUUUUUUCCAUUUUGGUAUUACAGAAGCAAAUCCUAUCUCAAUUUAGGAUUCUUAUCUUAUCUUUGUAAAUCCUAUCUUAUCUCGAGUUAGGACUCCUAAGUAAGCGAUCGAGACAUCUAGGAUCGACUUUUUAUGUCUGUUACCUUAGCAACUGAUGAUGCGUUGUGUCUCGUGAAGUGUCGUUUGUUUUGACAAAGUAGGCUAACAACUAGCACUAGCGAAAGAAAAAAAUAAGGUAGAUAUGGAUAAUCCGAAAAGAAGAGCAUUAAAUUUUAAACACGACGAGGUGGAAGCCUUGGUAACUUUGGUAGAGGAGUCGAAGGACAUUUUGUUCGGCAAGUUCAGUGCCACACUUACGAAAGAAAUGAAAGACAAAGAGUGGCAAAGAAUUGCCAACACCGUCACGGCCGUGGCGGGCAUAUAUAGAGAUGUAGACUCGGUGAAAAAGAAAAUCACCACGCUCACCAGCCAGAUAAAAAUGAAGGCGGCGAUGGCCAAUAAAGAGCAACGCAAGACAGGAGGGGGAACGUCGUCUGCUCCUGUGCUGACACCAGCGGAGACGAGGGUGCUCGGCCUCGUAAAACCGGUCAGCUAUGAAGGCGUACACGGAGGCAGUGAGGUGGGGUUGCCGGUUCCAGAUGUGGACUUGGAAACCAUUGAGCUGGAUUUUGGCAACACUGAAGUGGUCCUUCAGCUGGAAGUCCAACCAUCACCAAAAAAAAAGAAACGGCAGCAAACGGACACUCAAGCCUUAAUUGAGAUAGAGAGGGAGAAGUUGGAGCUGUACCGUCAGCAUUUAGAGUUACAGAAGGAACGACUGGCUCUGGAAAGAGAAAAAUUUGAAUGGGAGAGGAGAAAAUUCUCAAAAGAAAUUGAGGUAACACUUUAG
This is a messenger RNA of Engraulis encrasicolus (European anchovy), 943 nucleotides long. RefSeq lists its product as uncharacterized. The transcript is spliced from 3 exons. The record is from RefSeq and is a predicted model, not a curated record. Bases 296 to 943 code for a protein of 215 amino acids. Lineage: Eukaryota; Metazoa; Chordata; Actinopteri; Clupeiformes; Engraulidae. Gene Ontology annotation, cellular component: nucleus.